Messenger RNA from Psammomys obesus (fat sand rat), 2576 nucleotides. RefSeq names its product regulator of G protein signaling 9 (gene Rgs9). The transcript has 20 exons. Gene Ontology annotation, biological process: G protein-coupled receptor signaling pathway; intracellular signal transduction; regulation of G protein-coupled receptor signaling pathway. NCBI's taxonomy places the organism in Eukaryota, Metazoa, Chordata, Mammalia, Rodentia, Muridae. The coding region runs from base 321 to 2285 and encodes 654 amino acids. The record is from RefSeq and is a predicted model, not a curated record.
UUUUUACAAGUGAAAAAAAUACACAAUUAUGGGAAGAAGACUCCAAAAGAGGCAAGAUGGAAAACUCAGCUAGCAGUGAGAAGGGUCCUGGAAGAGGAUUACUCACAGGAUGCAACACUUUUUUUUUUUCUUUUCUUUUUCUUUUCUGGAACUAAGAGGAUGAGAAGCCAGCUAGGUUAAAUAGUUCAAGCGGAGCCAGAUGCCGCCCCCUGGUGGCAGUGUGAGUCUGCGCAGGGCAUGCUAAAGAGCGCGCGGCGCCGCUAGCUGAUUGGCUGGCUUGGAUUCCAGGUGUUCUGCAGAUUGAGGCGCUUGUGAAGGACAUGCAGAACCCAGAGACGGGAGUCAGAAUGCAGAACCAGAGAGUCUUGGUCACCAGCGUCCCUCACGCCAUGACAGGAGGCGACGUUCUACAGUGGAUCAUCCAGCACCUUUGGACCUCUAACCUGGAGGCACAGAACUUGGGCAACUUUAUUGUCAAGUAUGGCUACAUCUAUCCUUUGCAAGACCCCAAGAAUCUCAUCCUCAAGCCUGACAGCAGUCUCUACCGAUUUCAGACACCAUAUUUCUGGCCCACUCAGCAGUGGCCAGCUGAAGACACAGAUUACGCCAUCUAUCUAGCUAAGCGAAAUAUCAAGAAGAAAGGUAUUUUAGAAGAAUAUGAAAAGGAAAAUUAUGAUUUCUUGAACAAAAAAAUUAAUUAUAAGUGGGAUUUUGUCAUCAUGCAAGCCAAGGAACAGUACCGGACUGGAAAGGAAAGGAACAAAGCAGAUAGGUAUGCGCUGGAUUGCCAGGAGAAGGCUUAUUGGCUGGUGCACCGAAGCCCCCCUGGAAUGAACAAUGUGCUAGAGUAUGGCCUGGACCGCGUGACCAAUCCAAACGAAGUUAAGGUAAACCAGAAACAAACAAUCACUGCUGUCAGAAAAGAGAUCAUGUAUUACCAACAGGCCUUAAUGAGGUCCACAGUGAAGUCUUCAGUGUCCCUUGGAGGAAUUGUCAAGUACAGCGAGCAGUUCUUGUCCAAUGACGCCAUCAUGUCAGGCUGCCUUCCAAGCAAUCCUUGGAUAACUGAUGACACCCAGUUCUGGGAUCUAAAUGCAAAACUGGUGGAAGUCCCAACCAAGAUGCGGGUCGAGAGAUGGGCCUUCAACUUCAGUGAACUGAUUCGAGACCCCAAGGGCCGGCAGAGCUUUCAGUACUUCCUCAAGAAGGAAUUCAGUGGCGAGAACCUGGGAUUCUGGGAAGCCUGUGAGGACCUGAAGUAUGGAGAUCAGUCCAAGGUCAAGGAGAAAGCGGAGGAGAUUUACAAGCUGUUCCUGGCACCAGGGGCGAGGCGCUGGAUCAACAUAGAUGGCAAGACCAUGGACAUCACCGUGAAGGGGCUGAGGCACCCCCACCGCUAUGUGCUGGAUGCUGCACAGACCCACAUCUACAUGCUCAUGAAGAAGGAUUCUUAUGCUCGCUAUUUAAAAUCUCCGAUCUAUAAAGAAAUGCUGGCCAAAGCUAUCGAGCCGCAGGAAACCACCAAGAGAAGCGCCACCCUCCCGUUCAUGAGACGUCACCUCCGUUCCAGCCCGAGCCCUGUCAUCCUGAGGCAGCUGGAAGAAGAAGAGAGAGCUCGCGAAGCAGCCAACACCGUGGACAUCACCCAGUCAGGCCAGCACUUGGCUCCCAGCCCUCACCUGACCGUGUACACAGGGACCUGCGUGCCUCCCUCUCCUUCCGGCCCCUUCUCCCCAUCCUGUCGCUCCCCCAGGAAGCCCUUUCCCUCACCAAGUCGCUUCAUCCGGCGGCCCAGCAUCGCCAUCUGCCCCUCACCCAUCCGAGUGGCCUUGGAGAGUUCUUCAGGGCCAGAGGCCAAGGGGGAAACCAGCUGGUCUGGUGUCAACUGUGGGUCCCCAGGCACUGAGAGCAGCGGGACAUCUGUGGAUCGCUCAAGACCACAUGACCAGCCCAGGGCCCCUCCCAAGGCCCGUGCGGCUCUGUCCCUCAGCAGGUUUCUGAGAAGGGGCUGUUUGGCAUCACCUGUGUUUGCCAGGCUCUCGCCCAAGUGCCCGGCUGUUUCACAUGGGAAGGUGCAGCCUCUGGGAGACAUGGGCCAACAGCUGCCCAGGCUGAAAACCAAGAAAGUAGCCAACUUUUUCCAGAUCAAAAUGGAAAUGCCUACUGACAGUGGGCCCUGCCUGAUAGACUCCGAUGACACCGGGGCAGGAGAGUCUGGUGACCAGACCACAGAAAAGGAAGUUAUCUGCCCCUGGGAGAGCUUGUCCGAGGGGAAGGCAGGCUGAGCAGGGCCUUGGGCCAGGAAGACGGUCCUGGCAGACACCAUCAGACCUGGGGCACACUUGCUCUCAGACCCAAGUGCAUUAGAAUGAUGUUGGAGGACUGGAAAAAAAUGAACAGGGUGGAAUGAAGGACUUGUGCUCUGGCUGACUCCCAGCGGCCACCUUUCCCCUUUCCCUGACUUUCUUUCCCAUGCUUGCCCAGAAAGGCAUGUGGGCCAGAAGACAUCCCUUGCUGCCUUAAAACCAAUAAAAGGGUCAUUUGGAAGAUUUUCUCGGAUCGGGGUUCUGGCAUAU